AUGCGUGUCGCCGCGCUCGCCGCCUUCCUCUCGACGGCCCUUGCCAGUGUCCCCGCCGGCCUGGCCCUCUCCCGGCCCGACGCCCGCCUCGCCGUCCGAGGGGAGGAGCGCCAGAACGCCAAGUUCCCAAAGGAGAUGGAUCUUAUGGAGGAGCUCAUGAGGCGGGCCGCGACGUACUGCCCCGGCGCGUACGGCGGCGACAAGAACGAGUGCUACUGGAAGCUGCGCGGGGCGUGGCCGGGGUACCCGGACGAUUAUGCCUCCUCCACUCCGCGGACGGGUAGACCGCCCUCCGCCUCAAGGUCUCUUGGAGGAGGGGUCCUGGGCAGAGGCGGCAAUCGGGUAGAAUGA
Messenger RNA from Colletotrichum graminicola M1.001, 351 nucleotides. RefSeq lists its product as uncharacterized. The transcript has a single exon. Bases 1 to 351 code for a protein of 116 amino acids. The record is from RefSeq and is a predicted model, not a curated record. NCBI's taxonomy places the organism in Eukaryota, Fungi, Ascomycota, Sordariomycetes, Glomerellales, Glomerellaceae.